CGUAGAAGUAGAAAAUUUUCAAAAGAUUUUUUGUGAAAUUUGUGUAAAAAUUGAAAGUUUUGGUGAAUAUUUUUAGUUAAGAUAUUGAAGAUUUGUGAUAAAAAUGUCUUCUAUGGAUUUUUACUUCUAAACUUUAGUUCAGUGUAUAUUUAUUUCGAGGACAGAGUGACGCGCCAUUGUUGCAUAAACAAGCCGUAGAUAACUUUGAAAAAAUUAUAGAAUUCUAAAAACUAACAAGAAAAUUCGUGAAUACUUCAAUUCUUUCUUAUUUGUGAUGUUCCCAUAUUUUAACGGCGAGAGAAAAGUACUGAAGACGAAUUUGAUUCCGAGUGUUAAACUUCUUCACUCUAAAAGAAAAGGAAUAUUCAUACACCCUUCUGCUAUGUACAGAAGUAAUGCUAAUUCCGCUUGUCUUGCCAUUAUAUCAUCAACGAAAAAUUGUUUAAGUGGGUAAAUUUACAUCAUCCUUAAAAAUAAGAAAAUGAAACUUCUAGAAAGUGGGCGCUUAGAAGCUCUUAGUAGAGCUUUGUCCAUCCUUAAUGGAGAUAGCGCUGUCCAAGGUCGUGUGGAGAGCUAUAGUUGCAAAAUGGCUGGUACCGAAAAAGCUUUCUAUAAGCGCUUCACAGCCGAUGGUGAAACCACUCAUAACUUACAUGCAUUGUCUCCACCUGAAGGAGUAUCCUACAGCCGCAGUUUGUCAGGAGAUGAAGAUGGGAUACUAUGUGACACUAUAUCCAGAAAAACACUAUUUUACCUUAUAGCUACUCUAAAUGCAGCUUUCCCUGAUUAUGACUUUUCAAUGGCAAAGAGCAGCGAGUUUAGUGCAGAGCCAUCACUUAAUUGGGUGCAAAGUGCAGUAGAUGCAGCAUUAUCUGCAGUUGGCGGUAUGCGCUGGAGACAACUGAAACCCGCACUGUGGGCUGCUAUAGAGGAGGAGGUGCAGCUACCUGAGUGCAGAAUAUACAGUUACAAUCCAGACCUAGCCAGUGAUCCCUUUGGUGAACCUGGUUGUCUAUGGUCAUUUAGCUACUUUUUUUACAACAGAAAAUUGAAAAGGAUUGUUUUCUUUACGUGCAAGGCUAUGAGUCCUGUGUGUGCUGAUUCUGGCGUGGACUUUGCUAUGGAUGAAGAUGAUGAGUACAAUUAGAAUAUAAAGUAACUACUAGGUACCUUAUUCAUUAUUCUGCCAAAUGUGUUAUGAGAAAGCAGAGUAUUAACAAUGUAUGUAUUAUAUAUUAUAUACUUACACAAAAUACAUGACAUUACUUUUCUA
This is a messenger RNA of Aricia agestis (brown argus), 1273 nucleotides long. It is a transcript of the gene Maf1, whose product is annotated as repressor of RNA polymerase III transcription MAF1 homolog. Gene Ontology annotation, molecular function: RNA polymerase III core binding. Gene Ontology annotation, biological process: negative regulation of transcription by RNA polymerase III. The transcript is spliced from 4 exons. The coding region runs from base 482 to 1147 and encodes 221 amino acids. Lineage: Eukaryota; Metazoa; Arthropoda; Insecta; Lepidoptera; Lycaenidae. Gene Ontology annotation, cellular component: nucleus. The record is from RefSeq and is a predicted model, not a curated record.